AUGCCCGUCUCAAAGAUUCGAGCCAAAGUCCGAGCCACCCGCCAGAAGCGCCACAUCCCCUCCGUCAGAAAGUCCUUCCUAAACGAUGUCCCAGCCGAUACGAUUGAAGAGAAGCGAGCUCGCAUGAUGGACUCCCGCGCCUCUGUAUAUCCAGCGCGAUAUCAUGAUCUCUUUGCUGCAGAGAGCAGUGAUGACGGAGUCAACAAGUACUGUAGGUCCGAAUAUGGCAAUCGUAGUGGCAGUGGCGAGACCAUAGAGGUCGUCCCUGCUCUACAGCUGCUCCUCUCUCGCGAUGUCGAACGUCUACCGCCCAAUACGCUGCCGAUGGAACUCGUGGCGGUCGCGUCUUUCAGAGUGAAUGAGGCCGCUUCUGCUCUGCAGGAGCUGUGCACAGCCUUUAGUACUCGUACUGCCCUGGAGAAUGAAAGAGACACGCCGGCAACGCCGACUCUGAAGCACAAGAAGUCAUCGACCAAAUCAGCGAAGCAAGUGGCGGUUGCAGAUGCUCGAAGUAAAUCCUUCUUCCAAACUCUUAACAGGCUGGACGAGCUGAUCGAGCUGAGGCAGGCUGUGGCGAAUCUGCACGAUGCUUUCACGUCCAAUACACUGGAGGUAGUGCGACAAGCCCAGGCACUGAAGUCGAAGGAGAAUCGACGGAUCCCUCGCAAGGCCGUUCCGCCUUUGACGAACAUCGGACGAUCCGACGUGUUUCUGGACUCUGUUGCUAGGCUAGAGGCGACUUCACCAGUCAUCAAUCGCUUCCGCAUGUCUCUAGCCUCGGACCUUUGCCCGUUUCCUACCAUUGCUGGUUUGCACACACUGGCUGUCGACACAGAGUCUGAGGCGGUCCGGGAACGGCUAGAAAGCGAUGCAAUGAUGAAGGCAUUGGGUGUACGCCCCUUUCAUCCUUGUCAAGCUGCACCUUCACCUCGGCGAGAGGACAGAAAGAGCUCACUCGAAGUCAUCGGUACGCUUCCAUCGACAAGACGCUCAUUCGACAGUGCGUCUUCUUGCGAUAUCAGCGAGUCGCAAACGACCGGCACCAGCGACCACGAUGAGAGUGGCAGCUCUGUCUCUCACUCUUCGUCCUCUGCUUCAAGCUACUCACAGACAGGCACAGGUGAGACUUCGCCACAGUCUGAGACCAGUCUGCCUGAAGUUGACCUAGGCAUGUGCGGGCCCUUUAGCGGACUGUCAUUCCUCAAGAUCGAUCCAAUGAAGGCUGCUCAGCAUCUCCAUGCUACGCCAGAUUCUGCUCUGCACUACCUUCAUCAUCCAGUCAGUCCAAAGACCGCGAGGAUCAAGGACGCCAAUGGCGACCCUUGGGUGACCUUCAGAUCUGAUGAGGAUGAUGGAGAUGGUGACGGCAGGUGUGCUCAGACGUCUGUCCAAUCUGAAGGCUUCCGUGAUCGUUUGGCUUCGGCACCUGAUGUAUUCCUGGUCGACCCUACCAAGCGGAACAUCGGAAGGAUCACCGAAGACAUGGCUCACCUCAACCUCUCUCACAGAAAGGCAAGCCUACAGGUACAGACGCUGGUCGGACAGAAGCCGGUGCGGCCCAAGAAGCAUCGUGAGCGCUCUUCGCCCAACGUCUCUCCCUCUGCUGACAAGCUUCCCGAGCAACAGUUCACCGCCCGCUUGCCACCUGUAGGUCAAGUUGAAGAGACAGUGCCAGAGGAGGUUCUGCAGAAUCAAAGCGAUGACCAGGACGGGCAAGAUCUGAUCAUUCCUGUGAGACCAGCGCCCGCUGCUGCUCCCAUCAAGGCAGCGACCAAACCGCCAUCAACCGUAUCGCAGUGCAUACCAGCUACUCUUCCACCUCCUGUGCCGAGCGCCAAGCUUCGCUCCCAACCUGGAGCCAAGCCGGUGCAGGUAAUGGCGCCGAGCUGCGAAGGCAAGGUAGCGCGAGUAGGUGAGAUUUGGGAGCGCCUACACAAGCGCGAGCUCGAGGACGCUACUACACACGCCCAACCCACCACCUCACAUCUCCCCACUGCCGAUCUUCCCCGUCCUCACCCUGGUCAUCUCGAUUUCACGCAAAGGCUCAGCACUGUGCCCUAUCGUCAACCGACCUCGAAAGGUACACGACGUCGACCGAGCGUCAUCGUGGGCGGUCAGAUCUGUGAUGUGCUCACAACACCCACCGCUUCGAACACGAGCUUCCAAGCUCUGACACCUCCGCCACCCACACCAAUGACUGCUCGAGAGGUCUCCUAUGCUGGCGAAACAUGCGGAGAUCAGAGGAACAGCCAUGCUGGGGACGACAAGCUGUCACAUCCUCCACAAGUCGAGAAGCCGGCGGAGGCAGCCGUGGUCAGUGGAGACGCAGGAAAAGCAGCACUACAUGCCCAGCUGAAGACCAUUGCAGAGCUGGAAAGCCCUCUCAAGACGGGCUCGGAGGAUCGAUCGCGCCCGGCGUGGUGGAAGGAGCAAGCGGAAAUGGUGGAAAGGGCGGACAAGAGAAAGGAAGAGCUCGCGUCGAUUGAGGCAUCGAUGGCUAGCUUCGAGUGA
Microstroma glucosiphilum is the source of this 2511-nucleotide messenger RNA. RefSeq lists its product as hypothetical. The transcript has a single exon. The record is from RefSeq and is a predicted model, not a curated record. Bases 1 to 2511 code for a protein of 836 amino acids. Lineage: Eukaryota; Fungi; Basidiomycota; Exobasidiomycetes; Microstromatales; Microstromataceae.